UAACCCACCCCUUCAUUGAUCACUCCCUCCCUCCCUCCCUCUCAUUCUCACCACCUCCGCCAUGGACUCACACACCACCACCUCCGCCGCCAUCACCGGAGAUCACACUUCGGUCAUCACCCGCACCCUUCAAACCCACAACCAAGAUCCUUCUUCCAAAAUCCAAGCUGCCAAAGAGAUCCGACGCCUCACCAAAACAUCCCACCGCUUCCGCCGCCACUUCUCCGACGCCAUACCACCGCUCGUCUCCAUGCUCCGCUAUCCUUCCGUUGAAUCCAACGCCGCCGCUCUUCUCGCUCUCGUUAAUCUUGCUGUUCAAGAUGAAACAAACAAGAUUAGUAUUGUGGAUGCUGGUGCAUUGGAAUCAAUUGUCACUUUUUUACAUAUGGGGAAUAUUAAUAUGCAAGAACAUGCAACAGCAUCAUUAGCCACACUAUCUGCAUCACCUGUAACAAGGUCAGCCAUUGGUGCAUCAGGUGCUAUUCCUUUUCUUGUUGAGGUUCUUCAUCAGGGGACCCCACAAGCCAAGGUGGAUGCAGUCAUGGCUCUGUUUAAUCUCUCAUCUGAAAAACACAAUCUCAACCUCAUACUUCAAUCACAACCUGUUCCUUACCUUGUAAACAUCCUUAAAAGCUCCAAAAAAUCCUCAAAGGUUUCGGAAAGAUGCACCGGUCUUCUUGAAUCUUUAAUCGGUUUUGAAGAAGGAAGAGUUUCUUUAACCUCAGAAGAAGGUGGUGUGCUUGCGGUUGUGGAGGUUCUCGAACGUGGGUCCCCACAAAACCGUGAGCACGCAGUGGGUGCGCUUUUAACUAUGUGCCAGAGUGACCGGUGUAGGUAUAGAGAACCGAUACUUAAAGAAGGUGUCAUUCCCGGGCUCUUAGAGCUUACGGUUCAAGGCACCCCAAACUCACAAACAAAAGCGCACACUUUGCUUCGGUUGUUACGCGAAUCACCAUACCCGCGAUCAGAACUCGAGCCUGACACCCUCGAAAACAUUGUGUGCGACAUUAUAUCACAGAUUGAAGGUGAAGAACAAUCCGGGAAUGCUAAACAGAUGCUAGCGGAUAUGGUGCAAGUUAGCAUGGAACAGAGUUUGAGACAUUUACAGCAAAGGGCUCUGGUAUGCACUACAUCUGAAGUCUCUUUGAAAUAAGUGUUACAUUUACAGCGCGGUAACAGGUUCUCACGGUUAAAAAAAUUCGCUAAUAUGUUUUUUUUUAAUUGUGGGUUUUGUUGUUUAAGUUCAAUGUUCCAUGAAUAUAUUAAGGACAUGUUUGUGGGAUCAAAUGUUGUUCCAUAGUAGGAAAGCAGCCAGUCCAGGCCUUUUGUGUUUGGUGGGUAUCAUGUGACUGGUAGAUGUUGAUAAACUUGCCAAAAUUGGUGUUGCUCAAUGUAAAUGUUGUGCCAGACUGAAUAAUAAUAAUAUCCAAGGUUGAUAAAA
Molecule: messenger RNA, 1441 nt
Organism: Helianthus annuus (common sunflower)
Lineage: Eukaryota; Viridiplantae; Streptophyta; Magnoliopsida; Asterales; Asteraceae
Product: U-box domain-containing protein 4
Exons: 2
Coding region: 62-1153 (363 amino acids)
Cellular component (GO): cytoplasm; nucleus
Molecular function (GO): protein binding
Source: RefSeq, a predicted model, not a curated record